Molecule: messenger RNA, 1153 nt
Organism: Hyaloscypha bicolor E
Lineage: Eukaryota; Fungi; Ascomycota; Leotiomycetes; Helotiales; Hyaloscyphaceae
Product: RmlC-like cupin
Exons: 3
Coding region: 150-704 (184 amino acids)
Source: RefSeq, a predicted model, not a curated record
GUACUCUCGAGAAGUGGGGAAGCUCCACCCUCCGCGCUCAACCUCAAGCACGCCAUCCAGAAUCUGACAGAGCCUCAAACCCCUCCCCUCCUCUCAUCCAACCUUCAAUUCUUGUACAUACCCCUUUCCAUCUCAUAUCUCCUCCAAAAAUGGUAGAAUCCUCAACCCCCCACCCCCCGCCACCAACGUCAGCCCCAGAUGAUGCAUGGAAACACACCGGCGUCCGCGUUAUUCCCGCUGACUCCCUUGACGCCAACACCGCCCAGACACCCGGCAUGUCCCGCGCAGCAGCGAUAAACUUCGCCAGAGUAGGUGCGCAAAAGCUCUGGGCAGGAACCGUGACCAUCUCGCCGAACGCUAAAACGGGCGCUCAUCAUCACGGGCAUCUAGAGAGUGUGAUCUAUGUGCUGAAAGGGAAGGCGCGGAUGAGGUGGGGGGGACGGCUAGAGUUCGUGGCGGAGGCGGGGCCGGGAGAUUUUAUUUUCGUACCGCCUUAUGUGCCGCAUCAGGAGAUUAAUGCUGAGAGUGAUGUUGCUUUGGAGUGUGUUUUGAUGAGAAGUGAUGGAGAGGCUGUUGCUAUCAAUUUGCCGGAUUUGGAACCUGUUGAGUCGCCAGAAGGUGUAAAGUGGAUUGAUCCUACACAUGCAAAUUUGCCAGAUCAUCACCAUGAUCAUGGACACGGACAUGGCCAUAGCCAUUCUUAAUCGCGCCUUCAACUUCAAUUACCCUCGGGCUCUUCUAUUUCUGCUUUUCCUUGACGGAGUAAGAUAUGGUACUACCCAGUCCAGACGAAGAUUUCAUCCUCAGUCAACUAUAUCAAUUCCCAUUUUCGUCAAAACUAAAGCUUCUCCACUGGGUAGCUUCCCACUCGCCACCCCGAGACUCCCCAAUGGACUUCCUGAAGAAGCUGCCAUGACCAACAGCGACAAUUUCAGUUGCACUUUCUCCAUUGGCAGCACGUAGGCUUGAGACAAAACCUUUGAUGUGGCGAACUCUCCAGCUAGUCCUGCGUGCGCACCAUUUCCCAUCCUCAUCCUUCUCAUUUUCAUCAUUCCAGUCCUUCUUCAUGUAUUGAAAAUCCACACAGCGUACAGCUUUAUCCCCCCAAACCAUCUCCCCUUCCAAAAUCAACUCAGCCUGAUUGAGAACCUGU